GACUUAACUCAACAAUGUAUAUAAUAGGAAAACAUCUUACAGGAUUAUGUGAUUGGUGUGGAAUUAGAGAAAGAGUGGAAUAUGUAUUAAAACAGUGUAACAGAUAUACAGAAGAAAGAAACAAACUAACAGAUGAAUUACAGAAGAAAGGAGAACAGCAGUUAACCUUAAAGAAGCUUUUAAGAGGGGAUAGUCUAUUAUUACAAUUUCUGAAUAGAACUCGGAUAAUUGAAAGAAUAUAGCUAGGCCAUAAAAGUUUUGUUUUUUCUUUCUUCCAACUCUCUCUGGGCAAUGAGGGACUUGAGGCUGAAAAUGGAGGAGCUGAACACGCAGCGCCAUCGGAAGCACGAGUCCUGAAAGGUCUGGGAAGAGAAGGAAAAGAGUCUCUGAUCCGUAACCCACAGUAGAUGGCGGAAAUGCUCUAUUUUAGAAUGCGAGCCGCCAAUAAAGAAGAAGACGGCGACUACACGGUAUACUGCAGCAUUCAAAGGACGCGUUCUACCUAGCAUGUAGCCUUCCAAACGAGACACAGCUAAUGUCUCCUGUCGGCAGACUCAUUCAGCUGACUCUGGUCAAGAAAACAUACGAAUGGUCAAAGUCAACGUAGGACCCACUUCCAAUAACGUCACUUAUUUUCAUAAAGUGUUUGCAUAUUUUGGUUUAAUACAUAGACCUAAGUGGAACUGUUUGGGUGUGUUCGCAAUGGGUAAUUCAUGUGGCCACAAUAACACAUUGAGUAUCCUGCCAGGUAAAGGCCCACACCAAGUAGGAUGCACAGACCUGAUGGUGGGCCACACAGUUCAGGGGACAUUCUUUAGACUGUACUAUCCGUGCCAAGCAUCAGAGAAUCCUAAAUUGCCAGACUGGGUCCCGUGUCGAGAGUAUUUCAGUGGUCUUGCAGACUUUAUGAAGAUGAACAGAGCACUGAGUGAAAGAAUUUUCAACUACCUCUUUGGGUCUUCUAAAAUCCCAGCAGCCUGGAAUGCCUCUUUUAAACCAGAUGGGAAAUAUCCUGUCAUUAUCUUCUCUCAUGGACUGGGAGCUUUCAGGACAUUGUAUUCAGCCAUAUGUGUCGAAAUGGCCUCACAGGGCUUCAUUGUUGCAGCUGUGGAACACAGGGAUGAAUCUGCCUCUGCAACAUAUUACUUCAGAGAAAAUACUGAGCCAGGAACAAGAAGACAUGCGUCUUGUGACAUAUCCAAGCCUGUGUCUGAUAAUCUGAAAGAAGAAUGGAUGUACUACAGGCCGCUGAAACCAGGCGAGAAUGAGUUUCCUCUGAGAAACAAGCAAGUGAAGCAAAGAGCUGAUGAAUGCAUCAGAGCAUUAAAUGUUCUCUUUGAUAUCAACUCAGGAAGGUCUGUGGAAAACGUCUUACAGUGUCAGUUUGAUUUGUCAACAAUGGAGAAUUCAAUGGACCUGUGUAGAGUAACGGUUAUGGGACACUCCUUUGGAGGCGCAACAGUGAUUGAAUGUUUGUGCAAGGAGGUCAAAUUCAAGUGCGGUGUUGCAUUGGAUACCUGGAUGUUUCCUUUGGAUGAGGAGAUCUUCCCAAAAGUGAAGCAGCCAAUCUUUUUUAUUAAUUCUGAGAAAUUCCAAUGGAUUGGGAAUAUAAUACAUAUGAAGAAGCUGGACUCAGCCAUCAUUCCCAGAAAAAUGAUAACCAUCAAGGGAACAGUCCAUCAGAGCUUCCCAGAUUUCACAUUUCUUACUGGAAACCGGAUUGGAAAGCUCAUGAAGCUGAAAGGAGAGAUUGAUCCACAUAUAGCCAUGGAUCUUUCCAAUAAAGCAACUUUGGCUUUUCUUCAACGCCAUUUAAAUCUGGAAAAAAACUUCAAUCAGUGGGAUUCUCUUAUUGAUGGAAAAGAUGACAACUUGAUUCCAGGCACCAAUAUAACUAUACCACAGUCAUCUGUUUAAUCCAGAUGCAUGUAACAAAGUGAUCUGAUGUAAAUUAUAUUUAAUAGUAUCUUUAUAUGGGGAAAAACUACAACCUACUCAGGAUGACUUAUGGAAGCUACCACUAGCCAACAGCCACACACUUUUCAAAGCAGAAGUGCAAUAUAUUAUCAUUUUCAGUUUUUUAAACACUUCACCGUCCUUUGUCCUGUGCCUUAAUGUGUUUAGGAUUGUUUCAAGGAGGCAGUUAGCAGACAACCAUGUAUGUAUAUCUACAGUGCCACACAAAUGGUACAUCAAUCAUAGCCUACAUGCAUGUUGUCCCAUCAGAGCAAGAACACCUUAGCACAUCAGUCUCAUGAUCUGUAACUCAAACUUCUGAUUUACAAAAACACUUUUACACCACUAAUUUGAAAUUAUUUGCAAUUUUGAAAUCACUUUCAAAAAGAAAAUUGUACAAAUCUUUGUAUUUGAGAUUGUUUAUUAAACAGAAUAUCUUUGGUA
Molecule: messenger RNA, 2400 nt
Organism: Myxocyprinus asiaticus (Chinese sucker)
Lineage: Eukaryota; Metazoa; Chordata; Actinopteri; Cypriniformes; Catostomidae
Product: platelet-activating factor acetylhydrolase-like
Exons: 12
Coding region: 589-1917 (442 amino acids)
Molecular function (GO): 1-alkyl-2-acetylglycerophosphocholine esterase activity
Source: RefSeq, a predicted model, not a curated record